Messenger RNA from Benincasa hispida (wax gourd), 924 nucleotides. RefSeq lists its product as uncharacterized. The record is from RefSeq and is a predicted model, not a curated record. Lineage: Eukaryota; Viridiplantae; Streptophyta; Magnoliopsida; Cucurbitales; Cucurbitaceae.
AUGAGGUGUCCAGAGGAGCAGAAGCUACAGUGUGCCGCUUUCGUUCUCAUCAAUAAUGCCAAGCGCUGGUGGCACUCAGCUGAGAGAAUGAUAGAAGCCAGUGGAGGACAAGCCACGUGGAACCAAUUCAAGGAGCGGUUUUACGAGAAGUACUUCUCUGCUCACGUGAGGUACAACAAGCAGGCUGAGUUCAUGAAUCUGAAGCAGGGAACCAUGACGAUAGAAGAGUAUGAGGAGGAGUUUGACAAAUUGUCUUGCUUUGCCCCUGAUCUAGUGUCUAAUGAAGAAAAGAGAUGUAAGCAGACAUGGCAUACGACGGACCAAUGCCCUAGUAGUAGUUCUGGAAGUGCAGGGGGUCAGCCCCCAAGUUUGCAUCAGGGUAGUUCAAGCCGACAGCAACAACAGGGUCGGGUCUAUGCCACCAGUCGUCGGGAAGCUGAGCAUUCAGGAACAGUAGUAACAUUGUCUACACUGUCAGGAGAAAUUAUGGUAGCAAGUGAGAAGAUAAAAGCAUGUCAGUUGGAAAUAGCGAAUCACACCAUUGAUAUAACUCUGAUAGUAUUAUACAUGCGUGACUUUGAUGUAAUUCUGGGCAUGGAUUGGGAAGCCAGUUUUAAGUUCAAGAGGGCCAGAACGGUAGUUUUACCCAAAGUGAUUUCAGUGGUAAAGGCCAAGAGGUUGAUUAACCAAGGUGUCUGGAGUAUCUUGGCUAGCGUAGUUGACACAAGAGAAAUCAAGAUUGCUCUAAUCUCUGAACCAAUUAUGAGAUAUUAUCCCGAUGUAUUUCUGGAAGAACUUCGAGGAUUGCCUCCACUAAGGGAGAUUGAUUUUGCGAACGAAUUGGAGUCAGACACUAUUCCUAUAUCCAAAGCUUCGUAUAGAAUGGCUCUGGCAGAAUUGAAAGAACUGAAGGUCCAAUUAUAG